AUGUCGCCAUUAAAAGAUUAUCUAGUCAUGGCCGUCAAGGCAUCUUAUGAGAGGUUUGGUUUCAUAAUGGUGAGAUAUCGGGAGCGAAAAACUAAUCGAGGUAAAACACCUGUUGAAGUGAUGAGAACAGCAGUUGAUGAAGUUCUGAAAAAGAACAGAGCUAUCAAUGCUGUUGCACGUGAAACUGGAAUUGACCGAAUGACAUUGAAGCGAUAUGUUCGGAAGAGUAGUCUCAGUCCAAGUGUAGGUUUGAUACCGAAUUGGAAUACAAGGCAGGUAUUCAAUUUAGAACAAGAAGAGAUGCUUGCAAAGUAUUUGCUGCAAGCAUCUAAGAUGAACUAUGGACUAUCCACCAAAACAACUCGCCAGUUCGCAUAUGAUAUGGCCGUUGCGAAUAAUAUAACAUGCCCAUCUUCAUGGUCAAUGAAAAAAACUGCUGGUAUUGAUUGGCUCCAGGGUUUUAUGAAAAGAAGACCCGAGUUGUCACUACGUGCAGCUGAAGCGACUAGUCUGGCAAGAGCAACAGCAUUCAAUAAAUAUAAUGUCAGUGAAUUAAAUAUUUUAAAAAUUCUUGUCUGA
Messenger RNA from Helobdella robusta, 579 nucleotides. RefSeq lists its product as hypothetical. Lineage: Eukaryota; Metazoa; Annelida; Clitellata; Rhynchobdellida; Glossiphoniidae. The transcript has 2 exons. The coding region runs from base 1 to 579 and encodes 192 amino acids. The record is from RefSeq and is a predicted model, not a curated record.